CGAAAGCAGGCCGGCAAAUCGCAUGAAAUCGGAACGCCAGUAAAAUCGAGUUUUUCGGCUUCAGGCAGUACUGGUGCGAGAAAAGGAGGAAAGGAGGAGAAGAAGUAUUAAGAAAAUUGUAACAAGCAUAAGUUGAAGUUCAUCUUUUUUUAUUCUUUCGUACUAGCCUUAGCCUAAUUUUGUUAGGGAAAUAACAAGAAUCAAUAAAAAUGACCAGUUUAUCCGAGUCAAAAGUUUCCAUUCUUGGAUUUCGUCGUCGAACGAUGGCGAACUUUUCUAGAAUAUUGUCGUACUCCUACACCGAGCAACAACCAUCAAAAAAACAAUCUUCAGGCCCUCUUCCAGCAACCUUAUAUGACGCUUAAAACAACCAUCUUCAGGUGCUCUUCUACCUGAAGAUGGUUGUUUUAAGCAUCAUUGCUAGUUGUGUUUGUGUCGAUGGUAGUUGCGUUUUUUAUUACUGCUGUCGGCGAAGUACCGCGAACAUCAUUGAAACUUUGAGUUGAGGGCUUUAAGACGUUUAAAACAACCAUCUUCAGGUGCUCUUCCAACAGGCUUGUGACGCAUCCACAAGACGGGCUGAAAACGAAGUAUAGCGCGGCCUCUACCACUUCGCGGUACAGUGCACGUGAGCAUUUGGAGCAGGG
Molecule: messenger RNA, 647 nt
Organism: Amoebophrya sp. A25
Lineage: Eukaryota; Dinophyceae; Syndiniales; Amoebophryaceae
Source: the annotation of a GenBank genome assembly